This is a messenger RNA of Poecile atricapillus (Black-capped chickadee), 1921 nucleotides long. RefSeq lists its product as uncharacterized. Bases 322 to 1236 code for a protein of 304 amino acids. Lineage: Eukaryota; Metazoa; Chordata; Aves; Passeriformes; Paridae. The transcript has 10 exons. The record is from RefSeq and is a predicted model, not a curated record.
UGGGUUCAGCGCAGAUGAGUUUUUAGUUCAUUGUGCCUUCCUGCUGCUGCUGAUCUGAUGCUGUGGAUGUUGUCUGCCAGACACUGGACACUGCUGCAGGCAGCCUCUUGGGCUGCCUUUGAAGAAGGCAAGCUUGCCAGUCCUUAACCACAGGCCAGCAAAGAUAUUCAAACCUGUGUCAAAGAAAUAAGCCUAAAAGUUCUCUCAGAGAAGUUACACUGUAGAAAGAUAAGGUUAGGAGGCGGAGACUCCCCAGAGCUGCUUGUAGCUGAACCACAGCUGUAAAACGCUGCCAUAAAGCCUGUGUGGAUUGCUAGUAAGAUGGAUGCUCUACAUAAGUUGAAGAUUUUGGUGAUGUUUCUGUCUCUGGCUACUUUCACGAUCAUGGUGAUAAUGAAUGCUGGAAAUGCCACUGGAACUUUCAAAGGUCUGUUCAGGACAACCCCUGGAAACAUCUCAGCCAAGUACAGCACUGAUUUCACACCAGCUGGUUGGACUUUCCUCAUCUGGAAUGUCAUCUAUGGCUGGCAGCUUGCCUGGCUUCUCUACGCCCUGUCAGGGAUCUGUCGAAGGAAUGAGCUUGGAUAUGUCUUCAUAAAGCCAGACUUGCUGCCAAUACCUUUUUAUGUGGCGUGGUGUCUGAAUAAUGGCCUCAAUGUUGGAUGGCUCUUUUUGUGGGACCGAGAAUUCCUCCUUCCAGCCCUGGUGUUCCUGGCAAUCCUCUCUCUUACCACAUGUGCCUCCCUGUUUGUCUCCCACCGAGCCUUGAGCAUCCAUUCCUCAUGGUUUGUGAAGGGUCACAAAGCUGAGCUCUGGCUCAUCCGCAUUCUGGUCCAGAACGGGCUGGCACUGUACGUGACGUGGACCAGCAUCGCCACGCUGCUGAACUUUGCCGUCGUGCUGAUCUACAAGUGGGACGUGCCCAAUGAGAAAGCAACCACUGCUUCCCUGAGCAUCCUGGCUCUCGGCCUGGUGAUAUGGUUUUAUCUAGAAAACUACUUGCUUGACAAAUAUGUCCGCUAUAACCUCACAGUCUACCCAGUGGUCAUAGCAGCUCUGACGGGCAGCGCGUUCAGGAACGGCUCAUUUUCGUCCCCACUAACCAACGAUGCUUUUAUAGUUGUUCUGCUGGCACUGACAUGCUUGAUGUUUGCUGUUCGGCUGGGACUAGUCACAUGGAGACACUGGAAGAGACCACUGGAAGCAUCCCGAGGUCCAUCAGGCAUAGUGGCCUGAGACCUCUGGCACAUUGUAGCCAAUACUUGAAAGGGAGAAAAAAGAAUUGGGCAUGUGCUGGUCCCUCCUUCCUACAUCAAUUUCCUUGUGCUUUUCUCUCUUAUUCUCCAUUCCAUAUGCAGAUAUCGCAUGUCUGCAAAUGUGUCUUGUUCCCACAUCCUCUCGGAUCAGCUACUCACAACCCUGCCUUAAAUUACUUUGGUUUUAUGCUGGAAAAGUUCAGGAAAAGGUCCUGUGCACUCCUGUGCACCAUUGUGACAGCUGCGCUGUGGCUUUCUUCUCCUGUCAGUGCAAGGAGGGCUGCCAACAGGCACUCAGCAGGCUUGCACACACAGUUCUGGUUCUUUCCUUGGUAGCUCACUUUCUUUGAAGUGCAGAUCCAAGUGAACUGUCCCUGGAAUUCCAGGGCAGCAGUGGCAGGUCUGUCACUCCAUUGGCCAUCAGUGCUGAGCAUCCUCAAGCCCUGGUGCUGUCAGCAGAUCUCCUGCAGGCAGCCACUGCUCCUUUUCCUGCUUCUCUUCAGUGUGACAGGAACAGAUACUACAAUUUGAUAUCUACUUUUGCAGUUUCAGCUCUGAUGUUUGAUAUUCAAGGGGGAAGGGGGAGUGACUGAAGAUUUCUGACACAAGUGUGUUGCUUUUCCCUGACCUGUGCACUGCUUGGGCUGGCUGGAUCUCUCACUGGG